This is a messenger RNA of Solanum tuberosum (potato), 1011 nucleotides long. RefSeq lists its product as uncharacterized. The transcript is spliced from 2 exons. The record is from RefSeq and is a predicted model, not a curated record. The coding region runs from base 1 to 1011 and encodes 336 amino acids. NCBI's taxonomy places the organism in Eukaryota, Viridiplantae, Streptophyta, Magnoliopsida, Solanales, Solanaceae.
AUGGAGGAGAUGCUGAAAAAGAUUAUGGUUGAUCAAGCCCAGUUAGAUGUUGAUGCAAGAAACAAUCAGUUAGCUAUACAAAAUCUGGAGAAACAAUUCGGGCAGCUUGCUAGUGCCCAAAACUCACGACCGCAAGGAGGUUUACUGGGAAAUACUGAUCCAAAUCCCAAGCAGGUAAACAUGGUAGGUACUCGCAGUGGUUUGCAAUUGGAAGAGUUAGAUCCUAAGAAAAGAAUCACUGAUGCUAUGAGUAAAGAGAGUGAACCCAAUGAGAGUGAGGUUGUUGCACAAGAAGAAAGAGUGCAACCAAUAGUGAAACCACCUCCUCCAUUCCCUCAGAAGUUCAAGAAACAGAAGGAGAAUGAAUGUUUUGGUAAGUUUCUAUCUCUUCUGAAACAAGUUCACAUUAAGUUGCCAUUGGUAGAUGUUUUGCAAGGUAUACCCAGGUAUGCUAAAUAUGUGAAGGAGAUUAUGGCGAACAAAAGGAGGUUGACGGAAUAUGAGACUAUUGCACUUACUGAAGAGUGCAGCUCUAGAAUCCGAAAUAAGUUGCCCACUAAACUAAAAGAUCCAAGUAGCUUUACGAAAAAGUUGGGGUUGGGUAGUCCUAAACCUACUACCAUCAUCUUACAGUUGGUUGAUAGAUCUGUUGCUAGGACUGAGGGUGUUGUAAAGGAUGUGCUAGUGCAAGUGGGAUCGUUGAUAUUUGUUGUGCUGAAUUUUGAGCCAGAUCCUGAGGUCUCAUUCAUCUUAGGAAGAAUUUUCUUGUCUAUUGGGUGGGCUGUGAUAGAUGUAGCACAUGUGCAACUCACUAUGUGGGCCCAUGAUAAAAUGGAGGUGUUCGAUGUGUACAAGGUAUUAAAGCUGCCAGCUAUUUAUGAGGAGUUGUCUGCCAUAACUGUGAUAGAUCUUGAGGCUGAAGCUCAAUACAUUGCAUCUAAGGACCCUUUAGAGCGAGUAUUGGUAGGAGAGGAUAUCUAUGGGGAUGUUGAGGCACAAGAAAUGGUGUAA